AUGGAACAGGGUCAGUAUGGAGCCACCAAUUACGAUGAUCCAGAUGGAAAGUACAAUUUGCACUUUACGUAAGUUCGCGGAUUCGAUAAAAUGUUGCAUUUCUCACAAAAACCCAACUUGCAGACAACAAUCAGUGCGAGCGGCGUUCGUCCGAAAAGUGUUCACCCUGGUCACCAUAAUGUUCGCUAUCACUGCCGCCUUCUGUGUCGUCCCCAUGGUCUCCGAGCCUUUUCGUGAUUGGGCUUUCAACAAUUUCUGGGUCUAUAUUAUUGCCAUGUAAGUCUUAUUCUUGGAGAAAAUCACCAGAGCUGGGCAAAUUUCGGCGCGGGCUUUGUGAAGGCUUUUGACCCGUUUGCAAUGAUCCGAUAGGGCCCAAACUCAACAGGCCUCUUGGACAUGGAUUGAAGUAUAUUGGGUCCGAGUUUCAGACCAAACGGAUCAUCCGGUCCCGAGAUAUACUAGAUUGAGGCCAAAAAGGCCGGGUUUUUGCGAAAAUUACACAAAUCUCGGGACCAGAUGAUCCGAUCGGUCUGAAACUCGAACCCAAUAUACUUCAAUCCACGUCCAAGAAGCCUAUUGUGUUUGGGGCCCAUCGGAUCAUUGCAAGUGGACCAAAAGUCCAGGCCUCCAAAAGCCGGGGCCAAAAUUUGCGCAGCCCUGAAAAUCAGACACAUUUCAGAGUGGUCUUCCUAGUCGUCUCGAUUGCUCUGUCAUGUUGUGGCAAUCUGCGGCGGACUUUUCCAACAAACAUCAUUUUGCUUACUAUUUUCGUGAGUGCCUAUAUCCUUAGUCCCUCAGGGUUCAUGCUCAUUUCCAGACGCUCUCCGCCGCCACAAUGACCAUGUUCAUCACCGCCUGCUACAACGUUCAAUCCGUGCUCAUUUGUCUGUGCAUCACCACCGUCUGCUCGGCUUCCGUCAUUGUUUUCUCGUUGAAAACGAAAAGUGAUUUGACGAGCAAGAUGGGCAUCGCUUUCAUGCUUUCCAUGGUGCUCUUCUCGUUCGGAAUCUUUGCACUCAUCUUCACGUUGGCGUUCAAUUGGCAAUUUUUGUAUUCGAUUUAUUCGGGACUUGCCGCUCUGCUCAUGAUGUUCUAUUUAGCCAUCGACAUUCAGGUAAGCAAUGUUUCACACAAUUGUCUAACCGAUUUCUUCAAUUUUCAGCUGCUAAUGGGCGGUCGGAAGUACGAGCUCUCGCCGGAAGACUACAUUUUCGCCGCGAUGGAAAUCUUCUUGGACAUUUUGAAUAUCUUCCUGAUGCUUCUCAACAUCUUCGGAAGAGGUCGCUAG
Caenorhabditis sp. 36 PRJEB53466 is the source of this 1288-nucleotide messenger RNA. NCBI's taxonomy places the organism in Eukaryota, Metazoa, Nematoda, Chromadorea, Rhabditida, Rhabditidae. The record is from the annotation of a GenBank genome assembly.